Molecule: messenger RNA, 2436 nt
Organism: Thamnophis sirtalis
Lineage: Eukaryota; Metazoa; Chordata; Lepidosauria; Squamata; Natricidae
Source: RefSeq, a predicted model, not a curated record
ACAACAAAAGACUCAGCCGGGAGCUGAGACGGGCCGACGCAACAGGGAGCCUCGAAGGAACGGAGAGGACCGCCGCCCUGCAACCUACCUCAGCCGCCGCCGUCCAGCCACGACGUUCGCAAGGACGGAAAGAAUAGAAUGAAUUUGACUCCUUUUUAUGUUGGUACUGAAAGAGUGGUUGAAGCUCCAACUCAAGUUUUUGUAGCAACUGUUUACAAACCAUGCCUCUCCUCAUCCAGUGCCUCAGCUGAUAAAAGUUUUUAUGCACUUUAAUCUUCUACCUGCACCCUUAAACUUUGGCUGGUACGCUGUGGAGUGGUACCUCAUCCUGUGGGCGCAAACAAGUGCUAGCCAGAGUCUUGUUUUGUCUUAGUAAUGUUCCAGAGGCUGAAUAAUAUGUUCGUGGGAGAACUCAGUGAUUUGCCCAGCCAAGAACCAGAGUUCAGUGAGAAAGAAGAAGAAGAAGAGUGGAUUCUGGUAGACUUUAUCGAUUCCUGUUCAAACUUCUCUACGGUUGAUGAAGACGAGGAGGAGGAGGAAGUGGAUGACAUCUGCAAACCACCUCCUGAUGACCACUCACCCAUCUUCUCUUGUCUGCCUGAUUCCUUGGACUGCUUGGCAGAUGCCAGUGAAUCCUGCUUCAUCCAAUUAGACUCGUGCUCCAUGGAAGAAAGCUGGUUCAUCACUCCCCCUCCGUGUUUUACAGCAGGUGGUUUAACCACUCUCAAAGUAGAAACCAGCCCACUGGAAAAUCUGCUCAUUGAACAUCCCAGCAUGUCUGUAUAUGCAAUCCAUAAUACCUGUCACAACCUCAACAAGAACAAUUGUGAUGAAAAAGAAGAACAGGAGGAAGAGGAGGAGGAGGAGGAGGAAGUAGUGGAGUCCCACGAUGAAAGCAAUCAUAGAUCUGAAGUCCAAAACAAAAUGGACCAACACGUCCAAUGCUACAUUGCUGCACUUGCUGCCCACUCAACUUUUCUUGAACAAAGUACCAAGAGUUUUCGUCCUUCCCAGUGGAUAAAAGAGUUCAGCGAAAGACAAUCCCUGAACAGAAAUUCCCUCCGUCGCCAAAAUCUCACCAGGGAUCCCUACACGCGGCAACUCAAGAGCAGCGGAUUUUUUGUUCACCAGCCUUGCCAGCGUCAGUAUAAUUACUGAGAGUGUUUUGCAUUUUUCUCCCCAGAAAUAAUAUUUGUUAACUAUUGUGAGACAAUGAAGGUGAGAACUGUCUUAGGAUGCUCGUGAGUUGUUUUUUACACAAUCACUGGAGUGUUACAAUUCAGUUGAAAACCACUUUGAUUUCAGUGUCACAAAAUGCCUUUUCAAUGUUUUGUUUGUAGCAGGUAAAACAUAUGCAGUAUGUGUAGUAAUGUGUGUGUGAUUGUGCCUCUCUGCCUCCCUAUGUCAGACUUUAUAAAUUUUAUUAGGUAUGGAUGGGUUUGUUUGUUUUUUAUAUUAGUAUUUACAGCCAAGUUAUAAGGCCUCUUUCAGCCAUCUUGUAGUUACAGAAUUUCUCAGGGUCACCCAUACACUUUCAAUGAUCUGUGUAUACUGUAGAUUGUCUUUUAAAAUAUUAACAUGACCAUCAAAAUACAGGUGGCCUGAAUGGCAUUAUAUUCCUAAUAUGGAAUUUAUUUUCUAUGUAGCAGUAGAAGGAAGGCAAAGAGGGAAAAAUGUGUAAUCUAAUAUCUUUCUAUGUAGCUUUCAAAAUCUCUGGUUUAGUAUGGUUUACCAGUUUCCUGUGCAAUGGAGGUAUUUUGUAGAAUGUAAUAGACCUACAAAUGAAGAUCAGUGCAAACCAGGUUUUGAGUAUGUGUUUCAGUCAUCCUAUUGUAUAAUUAACUUAUGGAAAUUGUGGUCCAAUAUAUCUAGUACCCAGUUUGGGAAAGACUACUUUGAAGAAUGGGAGUAAACUUUUCAUAAAAAGCAGUGAUAAGCCAUGUGGGGGGAAAUCCAAAAUCUAUUAUUUUAUAAUAGUUUAAAGACCAUUGAAAUUUAACCCAACAUUUUCUAGAACUCUCAAUCAGGCAAGAAACUACUAAAAUGGAAAAGGGAGGAAGUAAAAAAGUUCCAAAAUUAGGUCAGAUGUCUCAAGUUUCAGACUUACAGUUUGAAGUCCGUCCCUAAAUGACUAUAUAUUGAGUGUAGAUUCACUAUUAUUGGUUUUAUUGGUUUCAGGUUACACCUGAUCUCCAUAGACAAAGGAAAUGGUAUGAAAAUACAAAGAUUAUCCCCAGAUAAAAUGAAACAUUCCUUCUUAUUGUCAACAAAGCUAGAGAGUAAUUUUUCUUGGAUGCAUUGGUCUAAAGUCAAUUAUGCAAAACAAUGUAACAUUACUUAGUGACUAUUUUAUAACAGAACAUUUACCGUAUUUUUCGGAGUAUAAGUCACACCAGAGUAUAAGGCACAGCAAGGUUUUGAAGAAACAAAUUAAAA